AUGGUCAUUUGUUGUCAACUGCAGAGAUUAGCAAGAAAAACUGCAAAAAUUGGUCUCAGUGCAAUUAACUCGUUCAAGAAGAAGGCAUUGCAUCUUAUGGGCUGCCUUUGCUCCAAAGGCGCCAAAGAUGAUGCCAAUGCCACUUCUGGACGCAGAACACCAUCAAGGAAAAGUGACUCUGCUGCUGAUGCAGUUUCGAACAAUGGCAGUACAGCAGUGCUUAAUGCAAAGACCAAAGAAAAAUUGUCUGGUGGAGAAAAAGUAGUAGUAGCUUUAGAUGCUAGGAUCAGCAGUGGUAACAAUGCAGAGUUGAAGGGGCUCUCUGGUGAGCAUGUAGUUACUGGUUGGCCAUCUUGGCUCAUAAAUGUGGCACCUAAAGCAGUAGAAGGCUGGUUGCCUCGGCGAGCAGAUUCAUUUGAGAAAUUGGCCAAGAUUGGGCAAGGAACUUACAGUAUUGUGUAUAAAGCCCGGGAUCUCGAAUCUGGGAAGAUUGUUGCACUAAAAAAGGUGCGGUUUGUCAACAUGGAUCCUGAAAGCGUGCGCUUUAUGGCUAGAGAAAUCCACAUUCUUCGAAGACUGGAUCAUCCGAAUGUCAUAAAGCUUGAAGGGAUUGUAACAUCUCGUGUGUCGCAGAACCUCUACCUUGUCUUCGAGUACAUGGAACAUGACCUUGCCGGUCUUGUUGCAACUCCAGGCCUCAAGCUCACUGAGCCGCAGAUAAAAUGCUUCGUUCAGCAGCUGCUUCAUGGCCUCGAUCAUUGCCACAAAAACGGGAUUCUACAUAGGGAUAUCAAAGGCUCAAACCUAUUAAUUGACAGCAAUGGAAUACUCAAGAUUGGAGACUUUGGCUUGGCAAUAUCAUAUGAUCCCAACAAUCCGCAACCACUGACAAGCCGUGUUGUGACAUUAUGGUACAGACCACCGGAGCUUUUGCUGGGUGCCACAGAGUAUGGUGCUGCGGUGGAUAUGUGGAGCACAGGAUGCAUUGUGGCAGAAUUGUUUGCUAGCAAACCAAUCAUGCCAGGAAGAACUGAGGUGGAGCAAAUUCACAAGAUCUUUAAGCUAUGUGGCUCCCCAAGUGAGAAUUAUUGCAAGAAAUCAAAGGUGCCAGAAACAGCAAUGUUCAAGCCUCAGCAGCAAUAUAGGCGGUGUGUUACCGAGACUCUCAAAGAUUUACCCCCUUCAGCUGUACUUCUCAUAGACUCAUUGCUUUCACUAGAACCAGAAGUUCGUGGAACAGCCGCCUCAGCUCUUCAAAGUGAUUUUUUCAGAACCAAACCACUUGCUUGCGACCCUUCAAGCCUUCCAAAACUCCCACCAAGCAAAGAGUAUGAUGUUAGACUUAGGCAAGAAGAAGCGAGGAGGCAAAGAAAUGUGGCACUUGGCGGGCGAGGAGCUGAAUCUAUCAAACCUGGAAAUGAGAAUCAUGUAGCCAGUCGCGCCAUUGAUAUUGCUGCUGAAGUUAAGCAACCCACACAUAACACUUCGAAGAGCACCUGUGAGAAGUUCAACACCGAGGACAGUGUGCCAGGGUUCCGGGUAGAGCCGCGGGCAUUGCCAACCUCAAUGCAGGUUCCUGAAUGUGGAACCACAUGGAAUAACACAGGGGGUUACGCCAAUCAUCGUUCGGUUCUCGGUCGUGUUUACAGCUCUGUUCGUGUUGCGAGGAAGAAAGGAUCAUCAAAUUCAAAUAUACCGCAGUAUGACGCUGCAGAUUUGAGGAAUGGUAUUGAGAUUACUGAUCACAACCAGCAAGCAGAUAGGCCUGUCUCUUCUCAGAAGAAGGACCAGCAGGACCAUGGAAGAAAGUACAAAAGGAUCCACUACUCUGGGCCAUUGAUGCCACCAGGUGGGAACAUCGAUGAGAUGCUCAAGGAGCAUGAGAGGCACAUCCAAGAAGCGGAGCUGGAUUUGAAACUUCAAACGAACAGUCUCGUGGCUCUUCAGGACCUGAUCGCAGCAUGA
This is a messenger RNA of Miscanthus lutarioriparius, 1965 nucleotides long. NCBI's taxonomy places the organism in Eukaryota, Viridiplantae, Streptophyta, Magnoliopsida, Poales, Poaceae. The record is from the annotation of a GenBank genome assembly.